This is a messenger RNA of Ziziphus jujuba (common jujube), 858 nucleotides long. RefSeq lists its product as uncharacterized. Bases 1 to 858 code for a protein of 285 amino acids. Lineage: Eukaryota; Viridiplantae; Streptophyta; Magnoliopsida; Rosales; Rhamnaceae. The transcript has 4 exons. The record is from RefSeq and is a predicted model, not a curated record.
AUGAAUUUCCAAGAAGCAAUGGAAGAUAAAAAUUUGAAAAAUGCAAUGGAUGAGGAGAUAAAGGCAAUUAAGAAGAACAACACUUGUGAACCAGCUUCACUUCUAAGUGGAUAUAAGGCUAUUGAUGAUUUGAUUUUCAUAGGGAGCAAUUCAAGCAUGGUUGCCAAGUUUAAGAAAGAGAUGACUAAGGAAUUCGAAAUGACCGAUAUUGGGCUCAUGUGUUAUUAUUUCAGCAUUGAAGUGAAACAAGAAGAUAAAGGCAUCCUAAUUACUCACGAAGGUUAUGCAAAGGAGGUACUUAAGAAGUUUAAGAUGGAUGAUAUAAAUCCGGUUGGUACACCAGUGGAAUGUGGAAUCAAGUUAUCAAAGCAUAAGGAAGGAGAAAAGGUGGAUCCAACAUUUUUUAAGAACUUGGUUGGAAGUUUAAGAUACUUGACAUGUACAAGGCUAGAUAUUCUCUAUGCUGUAGAAGUUAUAAGUCGAUACAUGGAGAAUCCAAUAACAAUUCACUUGAAGGUAGCAAAAAAGAUUCUUCGUUAUCUAAGAGGUACAAUAAGCUUCGAUUCGUAUUACUCAACAUCUGAUGAUAAUAAGCUUGUAGGGUAUAGUGAUAAUGAUUGGAGUGGAGAUAUAGAUGAUCACAAAAGUACGAGUGGAUUUGUGUUUUACUUGGGAGCUACUGCUUUUACAUGGAUGUCAAAGAAGCAGCCGAUCAUUACACUUUGCGAACAAAUUACUUUUGUGAUUGUUACUGUACACUUAAUACAACGUAAACAUUCAAAUGCUGUAACUCAUAUGCUUCUUAAAGGGGAGGACCUUUAUGGUAAACUUCCACCAUCUCUAGCAAAGCAACCUUAG